AUGGGAAGAAAUUCUGUUCUGGACCAAUCAUCAACCAGUCACAAGUCGGUCGUUUUCUCAUCCCAUUUCCUUCGCCCUUCUCAGGUGGAAACAGAACGUAUGCAUCGAUGGGAGCAAAAAAAGAGAAAAGUUGAGAUAUCAGAAAAGAUCGUCUUGGGAGGCGACAUGUUACCGCUUUGGAGGCGGUUGAGGCUUUGGUACGCCAGUUGUGUCAUAAGCACCUCGUCCCAUGCAUCCACCCAGCAGAUAUAUAUAAAUGCCAAAGAAGAUUAUGAAUAUCUACUCUCAUGCAUGUCCAGGGAUGCUCGCAGCCUCACAAGGAUCGGAUCCUGUCAUACCUCGGCCGGAGCACAAGGAAAAGAAACCCGCAUGCAGACCUGCGGCACUCGCCGGAAAUUGGAGCUGAAUAUGAUAUCCCCCUCGAAAGGAAGACGAAUAACCGUCAAAUCUCGUUGCUACUCUGGCUGCAGAGUAGCUUUGGUUCGUGUUAAUUAUAUCCUGGAUAAAAUGUUUCCUCCCACGAAAAAGUCCAAGUCACCAAAGGAUUGA
This is a messenger RNA of Nannizzia gypsea CBS 118893, 549 nucleotides long. RefSeq lists its product as hypothetical. The coding region runs from base 1 to 549 and encodes 182 amino acids. NCBI's taxonomy places the organism in Eukaryota, Fungi, Ascomycota, Eurotiomycetes, Onygenales, Arthrodermataceae. The transcript has 4 exons. The record is from RefSeq and is a predicted model, not a curated record.